CGAGAAUGAAACUGCAACAUACAUUUACAUGGAACAUGUCCAGCUAUUACGCAGAAGAUGGGUAAAUAUGUAUGCUAGUUCUCUUCACCGUAUAGCCGACAUUCCGGACUGUAGCAGUAGCCUAUUAAAAGCGUGCAGAAAGUUUUGUCUAAGAACAGAGUAGGGGCGGUCCACAGAAGAACAGGAGGGGAGGACAUGCGGCGCUCAUAUCCAGCUUACCAACUCAGUCAUGCAGGCAUAUAUCAGUGCAAACUCGGAUGAGUGGGUAAACACGACCACAUGCUUCAGAGGUAUGUGAUUAAUUCUAUGUUGGAUUUAACAUUUAUGAAAAACAAAGAUCUCAAAAAAGAAGAUGAACUCCUACACUUCGCUCACACCACAUUUGACUACAAUGAGUGUGGUCAACAAAACCUGCCGCUUUGAAGAGGACUUUAAGUAUAUCCUGCUGCCCGUGUCCUAUGGGCUGGUGUUUGUAGUGGGGCUGGCACUAAACUCCCUAGCCAUGUGGAUGUUUAUAACUAAGAUGCGGCCAUGGAGCGCCAGUACGGUGUACAUGUUCCACCUCGCCCUGUCGGACACCCUCUAUGUGCUCUCGUUGCCAACGCUCAUUUACUACUAUGCCAACCGCAGCCACUGGCCCUUCGGUGUGGUCACCUGCAAGAUGGUCCGCUUCCUGUUCUACGCCAACCUCUACAGCAGCAUCUUGUUCCUCACCUGCAUCAGCGUCCACCGUUACCUGGGCAUCUGCCACCCGAUCCGCGCCCUCACCAUGAUAAAGCCCCGUCAUGCCCACCUGGUGUGUUUCACGGUGUGGGUGGCCAUCACGCUAUGCCUGGUGCCCAAGCUCAUAUUUGUCACCACCACUCGACGUGACAACGACACCCUGUGCCACGACACAACACGACCCGAGGACUUCCACUACUUCCUCACCUACAGCUCCGUGGUCAUGGUGCUGCUGUUCGUCAUCCCCUUCAUUGUGAUCAUGGUGUGCUACUGUCUGAUGGCCCGGGCACUGUGCAGGCCCCGCAAAGGGCUGUCCUCAAGUCAGCAGGGCAACUCCUCCCGCACCAAAUCCAUCAAGCUCAUCGUGGUGGUGCUGGUGGUGUUUGCCGUGUGCUUCGUCCCCUUCCACAUCACCCGCACCCUCUACUACAUCUACAGGUUCUUGGACGCGGACUGUCCGUUUCUCAACGUGGUCAACUUUGCCUACAAGAUCACGCGCCCUCUCGCCAGCGUCAACAGCUGCCUGGACCCCAUCCUUUACUUCCUGGCGGGCGACCACUACCGCUCCAGGCUGCUGCGCGCGUUCACCCGGCAGACCACCAACUCGCGCUCCGCAGCCUAUCAGCAGACGCCGUCCAACAACAACAAGAAUGACAUUGCUCUGGUCUACAAGAAUGCGGAGGCCAAAGAAAGCCCCAAGUCAGAGCGGUAGCUCCACAAACUCUGCACAAACUCAGAAGACACACCGCUGGGCCUGGAACGCACCCAGCGGCGGUGGCGAAGGAGCCGCUCUGAGGUCUGGUGCCGCUUGUGGGCUGCUAAUCAAGUGUGCUGAGACCAGCCUCAGCACGCCAUCCACAUCUCAGCCCUCAGAAGUUCAGCCCAAAAGGAGAGCAGCCAUCGGCGCUGUUGUAAACAAUACAAGGCACCCAAAAUACAGGCAAACUGUCCAAGAACGCUGAAACGCUUUUCACCUAACCACAUCCUGUGUGUGCAUCUAACCUCUUUCCAAUUGUUGUCAGGUCUGUUUAUAUGACUAAGGGGCACAGCACUGCGGGCAUAAAAGCCAGCUAAAACCACCACAUCUAUAGGAGAGCGCCGGCCACACACAGGCAGGCUUUGAGUGAUUGCCGCACUGCAGUUGCUCUUUUUGGGCUGACCACUUCAUCUCACUACGGCUGGUAGACAAAACGGCCCCUUUGUCCCUCUGAGGUGAAAUGUAGUCGCCUACUGCUGCCACUGAGAAAUUCCAA
Molecule: messenger RNA, 1976 nt
Organism: Alosa sapidissima (American shad)
Lineage: Eukaryota; Metazoa; Chordata; Actinopteri; Clupeiformes; Clupeidae
Gene: p2ry4
Product: pyrimidinergic receptor P2Y4
Exons: 2
Coding region: 353-1435 (360 amino acids)
Biological process (GO): G protein-coupled receptor signaling pathway; transepithelial chloride transport
Cellular component (GO): plasma membrane
Molecular function (GO): G protein-coupled UTP receptor activity; G protein-coupled purinergic nucleotide receptor activity
Source: RefSeq, a predicted model, not a curated record